AUGGGGGCCGAUAUGGCUGCGCCUGGCUCGGUUUGGCUCAGCAGUCAAAACCGCAACUUUGAGAAUCGCAUGGGCAAAGGUGCUCUUGGCUCGUUGGCCUCGGCCGCCACAGUGGCCGCGUCUUCUUUUGACAUGAAGGUCACAUCGCCCCAGGACCUGAUUGAUCUCAUCCCGGAUGAGCUCUGGGAGAAAGUCAAGGGCAAAGGUUCAUUGCCUACUGGUGCCCUGGAGGAGCCAUCGUGGGUUGAGCCUGCUGGACGAGACGGUCUCGAAUCAGCUGAUGAGCCGGCAGAAGAGACUGCCCCUGCGGCAUCCAGCAACGGCAGCGAUGCAGCUGAUGCAGCCUCAACAGAAAAUAACACAACCCAGGGUAUAAUCAAGAGCAAAGUGUACCGUUUGGGAGACUUUGUCGAUACAGACGCGCUCGCUCCUGCUCAGUUCCUACUCACAUCCAAGGACAACAAAGAGCUUGGGUCCCACUGUAUGGAGAGGAACGAGCCAGGCUUCCGCGACGCGGUCAAAGACGGCCACGAAGUCAUUGUCGGCGGCAAGGCGUUCGGUUGCGGGUCCAGCCGACAGGAAGCCGUACAAGCUCUACUAGGCGUCGGGGCGAAAUGCGUCAUCGCCAAGAGCUUCGCCUUCAUCUUUGCGCGCAACAUGCCGUCGCUCGGCCUGCUGGGAUUCACCAUCAGCGACGAGCGCUUCUACGAGCUCGCCGGCACGGGCGCCGCCAUCGAGAUCGACCUGGACCAGAACAUGCUCCGCAUCGGCGGCGAGGCCUUCCCCUUUGCCCUGUCGGCGCUGGAGAAGAAGCUGACCGAGAUCGGGGGCAUGACCAAUGCCUUUUCGAGGUUUGGGAAGCGCAUCUACGACGUCCUGGCCGGCGGCGCUACGGCAAAGGUGGUGCCGAGGCCGUUGGCGGCGGAGGGAGCCAUGUCUUGGUGA
This is a messenger RNA of Pyricularia pennisetigena, 945 nucleotides long. RefSeq lists its product as uncharacterized. The record is from RefSeq and is a predicted model, not a curated record. Bases 1 to 945 code for a protein of 314 amino acids. NCBI's taxonomy places the organism in Eukaryota, Fungi, Ascomycota, Sordariomycetes, Magnaporthales, Pyriculariaceae. The transcript has 4 exons.